AUGGAUUACAAAACAAAUGAAGAUAAAAUAUUAGAUUGUAUUCGUGAUGAAAUACGAGAAUUAUUACCUUUAUCAGCUAUCUCAGAUGGAGAACAUAUUACAUUCCCUAAAGUAGGCCCCAAUGCCGAUUGUGAUCCAAAAACAACAAUACACAUUGAUGCUUUUCUAUAUGAUGAUGAAGAAAUUGAUGAAUUAGAAGAGGAGGGAAAAAUAAGUAAAAAAUAUUGUGUAAAUUGUGGUUCUAAACAGGUAAAACCUUUAGAUUUUAUAACUAAUUCAAUGUCUGUCAAACAAAUUAAGUAUAUAUUUGAGUAUGUAUUACCAGAUUUAAGGAAUAAAACUAUUUUAGAUGUUGGAUCAAGAACAGGUGCUUUGUUGUAUGGUGCAUUUCUAUAUAGUUCAUGCUACAAGAUAUUUGGUGUGGAAAUCGAUAAAACAUUUUUUGACAUUCAACAGAAGUUUUUAGAAAAAUAUAAUAUGUCUGAGCGGAUUCAGGUUUUCAAUGAUGAUAUUAUCAAUAAAGGUGACAUCCUGAAAGCUGCCGAUGUUGUUAUAAUGAAUAAUGUGUUUGAGUUUUUUAUGGAUAAAUCUGCUCAAGAAAAGUAA
Molecule: messenger RNA, 606 nt
Organism: Lottia gigantea (owl limpet)
Lineage: Eukaryota; Metazoa; Mollusca; Gastropoda; Lottiidae
Exons: 6
Coding region: 1-606 (201 amino acids)
Molecular function (GO): methyltransferase activity
Source: RefSeq, a predicted model, not a curated record